CACGCCCUCCCGUGCAACAAACCUUCCCAACGAAAACCGAAAAACCUCUCCCAGCAAAGCCCACCCUAACCAGAACCAUGGCUCAAGCUGCAAAGCGGAUCACUCGAGAGUAUACCGAGAUCGAGGCGAACCCUCCUCAGGGUAUCACAAUCCAGCCUAUUGAUGAGGAUAUGUUCAAGUGGAAUAUUGAGAUUACAGGUCCUAAAGAGUCCAUUUAUGCUGGUGGGACUUUCAAGCUUCUCCUCACACUUCCGACAAACUACCCAUUCAAACCUCCGGUUUUGUCCUUCCAGACAAAGAUCUAUCACCCGAACGUUACCAACGAUGACAAAGGGAGCAUGUGCCUUGGUAUAUUGAGGAGCGAUCAGUGGAAGCCUAGCUGCAAGAUCUUGGCAGUCCUAGAGAUGGCUCGCGGGCUGCUCAUGGAACCGAAUCCGGAUGAUGCCGUUGAAACCUCUAUCGCCGAGCAAUACAAGAACGACAAGGCUGCGUUCGAGAAGACGGCCAAGGCUUGGGUCAAGCAAUACGCAAAGUAGAUGAUUGUGCAUGCCAAAAUGGGAUAAACCAAUAAACUAUUCCUUUUUCUUUUUCUUUUUCUUUCUCCCUUUCUGCUUUCCCUCUUCUUACAUGUCAAUCAUGGAAACCAGCGUUCAGAACUCAGGAACAACUAUGGAAGUGUUGAGGAUGUCAGGGGGUUGAACAGGCAUAGGGCGUUUUGGCUGUCUUCUUCCUCCCCUCUUCAACUCUUUAGUUGUGCUGGUCUUCUCCCUUUUUGCUUUAUUAUCGUGUUUACUCGAUUAUCUGCUCGCAUACAAUAGCAACAUGUGUCUCCGCAA
Molecule: messenger RNA, 836 nt
Organism: Tuber melanosporum (Perigord truffle)
Lineage: Eukaryota; Fungi; Ascomycota; Pezizomycetes; Pezizales; Tuberaceae
Exons: 5
Coding region: 78-536 (152 amino acids)
Source: RefSeq, a predicted model, not a curated record